AUUGCCAUUGUUUCGGAAGUGGCGUUCGCUGACGCGUACGUAGUCGGGUACAGCUGGUAGGUCCGUCCAAAUGCGGUGGUUCGGUUUCGGGUUUAACGCAUUUCGUCAGAUAACAGGACGUGUUGAUGAGUGCUCUAAAGGCGACGACGUGAGUGGCGUGAAAGUGGUGAAUCCCACGGAGAUCAGGUGUAGCGUGACCGGAAGUGGCUGCACUGAGAUCAGUGGCAUCAGAGCAAGUUGGAGUCGGAGAGCGUCGCUGCAUUUAGACGGUGACCACCAUGUAUGCUCAGCCCAUGGGGCGCAGCCGGCAGACACAAGAGGCUGUCAGAGCGCUGUUAUCACAGAAAGACAUCUGAUCCUGGCGUUCAGCGACAGAGUCGAGGCCUGGGAGCAAGACGACAAACAAAAGACCCCAACAUGGAGUAUGAAACUUAAACCCCAGCAGGAGUCCUCUGACUCAACUAUCCAGCUGCCCUUAGUCGCGGAAGGUUACAUCGCCACAACCCCGCCUUUCUACCACUGCGUAGCUCCACAGUUGAAGGCCAAGAGUCUUGCACUGGGUGCGAAACAUGCCGUCCUUCUGAGCGUCACUGGAGCCGUGCACACCUGGGGCCUGGGCAGCCAUGGACAGUUGGGUCACGGUAGCCUGACAUCUGAGGAGGAGCCCAAACCUGUGGAGGCUCUGUGGGGGAUGUCGAUGAGUUGUGUCGCUGCAGGAGGCUGGCACAGCGUCUGUAUAAGCGAUGGUGGGGACCUGUACGUGUGGGGCUGGAAUGAAAGUGGACAGCUUGGACUUCCAUCCCAAGCUCUGAGGCAGAGUCAGAAGCAAAGUGUCCAAGUUGCAUCUCAAGCUGAACCUGCCAUUGAUGGGGACAAUGAAGAAGUGUUCAUAUCCAUCCAAGCAUUUCCUGCUCUUCUGGAUCUCAAUCCUGCCUGUGACAUGACAGUGGCUAGCUGUGGUUCCCGACACACAGCUGCAGUGACAACCAAAGGGGACCUCUACACCUGGGGUUGGGGUGAAUAUGGUCAGCUUGGAUAUCAGACUUCAUGUUCGGAUGAGCCCCUGCGAGUGGAGUUUUUCACAGAGAGGCAGAUGUGUGUUGCAGAUGUUGUGUGCGGGUCCUGGAACACGUUUGCUGCUGUCAAAGAUGUGGAUCCCGUUUAAGCCCCUUGUUUUGAAGUGUAGAAAUGCAUCAUGACAUUAAUCUCCACUUUAAUAAAGUCUUUAUAGAAAUAAAAGGCACAAAUAUGCAUUCAGUCUGUAAAGCCGUCAAGAAAAUAAUUUAAGAAAUAAAACCAAAGAUUGAAGUGAGGUUUGAACGUAGAUUGAGAUAAACGUGUUGCCACUCUUCAGAGUACGAUCUUGAAAGAGCUG
Synchiropus splendidus (mandarinfish) is the source of this 1375-nucleotide messenger RNA. Its product is annotated as RCC1 domain-containing protein 1-like. The coding region runs from base 71 to 1165 and encodes 364 amino acids. The transcript has 8 exons. The record is from RefSeq and is a predicted model, not a curated record. NCBI's taxonomy places the organism in Eukaryota, Metazoa, Chordata, Actinopteri, Syngnathiformes, Callionymidae.